UCUUCCCACUGACCAGACAGGCUCUAUCUUCCCAUGAAUCCUCCUCCGCUCGAGAAAAUAUUGCUUGUUCACCCAUCGACGUAAGUCCAUGCUAUUUGACGAAAUGAACGACCCAAACACAGUGUUCCAUUGAGUUCCGUUCAACAACUCCUGAAAAUGAGUGCGUGGAACGUCACUCAGCGUCUUCUCGGACCUUCCCGAUCAGGUCGUCUGGGUGGACUUGCCUUUCGUCGGGCUUAUUGGUGGGGUCACGACACGCUAGAAGAUCAAAAAACCCGAGAGAUAAUGAAGAAGGCCGCGAAUCAAGUGCUUCGUCCCGUGGAAACGGGCGUAGUCGAGCGCAAAUCGUCGAGUAUCAUUCCCGCUCGCGUAGUGGAUGAAGCCAGUACUUUGGUUCGGGAUGAUCGAUUCAGCUUUGUGCCUGGCCAAUUCUAUUCCAUUACGGCUCGGCCCAUUCUCCCUCGGUUCUUCGAUCGGGCUUAUUACAAGUAUGAGUUGAUCCGGAAGACCUACGUCCGAUUGGCUGAAUCGCAGUUGUUUAUCAAAUCGAGAUUCACGAGUCUGGGUUCGGAUCUGGGUGCGGCCCAUUUCUUGUGUUAUCGCAACUGCCGGGUUCGAUUCGUGGGACACGAUCAUUGGACCGAAUUGGACGGAGGUCAGUUGAUGAUACCCAAUUCGUAUCAGCCCGGUUGGUUCAUUGAGGCCAUUGAUGCUUCGCAAUCUCUGCUCGUUUAUGAAGGCUAUCAGAAUCUGCGGAAUUUGAUCCAUUUGCGUUAUUUGGAUGUGAGCUACACGCAACAUACGGAUGAUUGGACGGUAGAUCGGAUUACUACCGAGUACAUGGACUCACUGGAGUAUUUGGAUCUCUCGGGAUGCGGUGGUAUCAAUUUGUCUGGACUCGAGUGUUUGUGGCGGCUCCGGAAACUCAAGACAUUGGUCCUGUACGACAUGGAUCACGUAGAACAUCUGGGGUUAUUGUGCUUGUACUUGCUCGAACUAUAUCCGGAUCUGGACAUCCGAGGGGUGGAGUACAUUGAUGUCAAAUUACUAGAAGGCACGGAGCAUAGCUAUUUGCUCGAAGACUUAGAAGAUGAACUCUUGAAACUACCUGAAGUGCAAUCUUUGGCCUCAAAAUCGACACUAAAUAGCUCAGAAACAUCAGAGGCUUCCACGUUAAAGCAUCGUAAUGCCAAAUCGAAUUGAACAUAUUGUGUUAUUAUCUUGUUUAAUAUAAAUAUAUAAAAGCUUCUAAAUUUCA
This is a messenger RNA of Tigriopus californicus, 1258 nucleotides long. RefSeq names its product distal membrane-arm assembly complex protein 2-like. The transcript has a single exon. The coding region runs from base 157 to 1203 and encodes 348 amino acids. Lineage: Eukaryota; Metazoa; Arthropoda; Copepoda; Harpacticoida; Harpacticidae. The record is from RefSeq and is a predicted model, not a curated record.